Ophidiomyces ophidiicola is the source of this 825-nucleotide messenger RNA. RefSeq lists its product as uncharacterized. The transcript has 4 exons. The record is from RefSeq and is a predicted model, not a curated record. Gene Ontology annotation, molecular function: transmembrane transporter activity. Gene Ontology annotation, biological process: transmembrane transport. Gene Ontology annotation, cellular component: membrane. Bases 1 to 825 code for a protein of 274 amino acids. Lineage: Eukaryota; Fungi; Ascomycota; Eurotiomycetes; Onygenales; Onygenaceae.
AUGACCACCCCGUCAGACCCCGAGGCCGCCGUGACCAGCACCGAAAAAAGCCCUCCCGCCGGCGAUGACCCACCAUCCUCCUCCUCAGCAGCGGCGGCGGAGGCGGCGCUGGUGCGGAAGUGCGACGUGCGCGUGGUGCCGAUCCUGUUCGUGCUGUUCAUGCUAUCGUUCAUCGACCGCAUCAACAUCGGCAACGCGCGGCUGCAGGGGCUGGAGCGCGACCUGGGCAUGCAGCACCGCGACUACAACGUCGCGCUGUUCGUCUUCUUCAUCCCGUACAUCCUGCUGGAGGUGCCGAGCAACCUGGUGCUGAAGCGGGUGGCGCCGUCGACGUGGCUGAGCGGCAUCAUUGCGGCGUGGGGGGUGGUGACUAUCUGCCAGGGUGUGACCAGCAGCUUCGCGGGCUUGGUGGUGUGCCGGUUCUUCCUGGGGGUGUUUGAAGCGGGCUUCGUGCCGGGAUGCGUGUACUUGAUCUCGAUGUACUACCAGCGAUACGAGCUGCAGAAACGGCUCAACUUCUUCUUCUGCGCCAGCAUCAUCGCGGGCGCGGUCAGCGGGCUGCUGGCGUACGCGAUUGCCGGGCUGGACGGGCGGGCGGGCUACAGCGGCUGGCGGUGGAUCUUCAUCGUCGAGGGAGCGGUGACGGUGGCAGCGGCGGCAGCAUCGAGGUUCCUGAUCGUCGACUGGCCGGAGACGGCGGGGUUCCUGAGCGACGACGAGCGGCAGCUGCUGGCGGCGCGGCUGCGGGCGGACGCGUUCGGGGCGCGCAUGGACCGGCUGGAUGGGGCGGCAGUGCGGCGGUGCGGCGGUGCGUGCGCGACGUGA